CUUUGGAAACACUUGGAGUAUUAUAGCCAAAAUUAAAUCACCAUUUUCUGAUGAAGAAGAACGUCGAAGACAAGGUACGAAAAUCAUUGCGAUGAUUGUAGGGGUGGUAUAAGUCCCAAUUAUGUUUCGCUGAGAUACUUCCAAUUGCUCGAGCAUACUCCAUACUCCUUGCCAAAAGCUUCUUGGAAAAGUAAUUUCUGAUGGAUUCGAUGAUUGAAGAAGAAAAUGCAGUCACAUGGUCCUGUAGAAUUUUAGUCUUCCAUGUUCUAUAUAAACCCACAUUGCUGUAAGCUUGUUAGGUCAGUACUACUAGACGAACUUCGCAAUGGACAGCAAAUCUUCUGCUUCUCUGUUGAUUUCACUUAUUAGCUUUGCUUCUCUUCUGCUCCAAUGUCACUCUUCUUCCUCAGAUGACCUCAAGACUUACAUUGUCUACACCGGUAACAGCAAUUCCGAUGAAGCUUCUGCAUUGUUACAGUACACAAGCUUGCUGCGAAAAGCUGCCGACAGCGAUGCUGCGGCCAGGUCAGUUCUCCAUCAGUACAAAAGGAGUUUCUAUGGCUUCGUUGUGAAGCUGACACAGAAAGAAGCUGAAAGAAUGUCCGGACUUGAUGGUGUGGUCUCCGUGUUCCCUAAUCGAAAGAGACAACUCCACACAACAAGAUCUUGGGAUUUCAUCGGCUUCCCACUGAACGUGCAAAGAGCCACGACCGAAAGUGAUGUCAUCAUCGGAGUUCUCGAUUCUGGAAUCUGGCCAGAGUCCGAAAGCUUCAGUGACAAAGGAUUGGGUUCACCACCUAAGAAAUGGAAGGGCACAUGUCAAUCCUCGUCUAACUUCACCUGCAAUAGAAAAAUCAUUGGGGCGAAGUAUUACAAAUCUGAUGGAUCAUUCGAGGGUGAAGAAAAGUCUCCAAGAGACUAUGAUGGCCAUGGUACUCAUAUAUCAUCCACAGCAGCUGGAAACUCAGUUAGCCAGGCAAGCAUGUUAGGGUUGGCACCAGGAACAGCAAGAGGAGGUGCUGUAUCAGCGCGCAUUGCCGUCUACAAAGUUUGCUGGUUCGAUGGUUGUUUUGAUGCAGACAUUCUAGCAGCUUUUGAUGAUGCCAUUGCUGAUGGAGUGGACAUACUGUCAGUUUCUCUUGGAGGGUUCAGUGAUGAGAAUUAUUUCAGAGAUGGACUAGCCAUUGGAGCUUUUCAUGCCAUGAGAAAUGGAAUAUUGACUGUAACUUCUGCAGGAAAUUCUGGCCCCAGACCUGGAUCACUCGCCAAUUUUUCACCUUGGUCUAUUUCCGUGGCUGCUAGCACCAUUGAUAGAAAGUUACUUACCAAGGUUGGAUUAGGUGACAACAAAAUAUUUGAGGGAGUUUCAAUAAAUACUUUCGACCUCAAGGGUCAGCAAUAUCCUAUAAUUUAUGGAGGGGAUGCACCAAAUACUAAAGAGGGCUUUGAUGGAUCUUCAUCCAGGUUUUGCAGCGGUGGUACAUUGGAUCCAAAUUUGGUCAAAGGGAAAAUUGUUCUCUGCGAAGGCAGAAGCCAAGCUUCAGGACCCUUUAUAGCAGAAGCUGCUGGUGCAUUGACACAAGGUCAAAAUUUAAGAGACUCUCCUCUCGCUUUCCCCUUGCCUGCUUCAUACAUGAACCUGCAAGAUGCUUCCAAUAUUUUCAGCUACAUGAAUUCCACAAGGAACUCAACUGCGACCAUUUAUAGAACUAAUGCGGAAAAGGAUACAUUGGCCCCUGUAGUGGCCUCCUUCUCUGCUCGAGGUCCAAACCGUGUUUCACCCGAUAUUCUCAAGCCGGAUUUAGUUGCUCCAGGAGUCAACAUUCUGGCCAGUUGGUCUCCAAAAGGCUCUAUUUCUGAGGUUGACGGUGACAACAGGACCUUGAAGUUCAACAUAAUCUCAGGAACAUCCAUGUCUUGUCCUCAUGUUUCUGGGGCAGCAGCUUACGUCAAAUCAUUCCAUCCCAGCUGGUCUCCUUCUGCUAUCCAGUCAGCUCUAAUGACCUCGGCUAGACCAUUGAAUCCCAGGAUCAACCGAGAUGCAGAGUUUGCAUAUGGAGCAGGUCAAAUAGAUCCUGUAAAGGCAGUGAAUCCUGGUUUAGUAUACGAUGCCGGUGAAAUAGACUUUGUGAGAUUCUUAUGUGGACAAGGGUACAGCACAAGGACAUUACAGCUUGUCACAGGGGAUAGUAGCAGCUGCUCUGUAUCAGCUAAAGCAAGUGAUUUAAAUUACCCGUCCUUUGCUCUUCCAACUCAUCCCUCCAACGUCAAUGUAGGUGGCAAUUUUAGCAGAACUGUUACUUAUGUUGGGUCAGAAAAGUCAACAUACAAAGCCACUGUGACUGGUCCUCCUGGGCUGAAAAUCCAAGUGAACCCAAACGUUCUUUCCUUCACUUCUCGUGGUGAAAGGCAGAGCUUUGUGCUAAGUGUUGAAGGUAGCUUGGAAGCAUCUAUAGUGUCAGCAUCUUUGGUUUGGAGUGAUGGUGAUAUCCAAGUGAGGAGCCCUAUUGUUGUGUUCAAUUCACCUUAAUAGAUUAUUAUUAUUAUUACACAUUGAAUAAGUUGAAGCAGAAGCAAAAUUGAGUUGAGGUUGCAAGAUAUAAUUUGCACCAUGUAUGGUAUCGUUCUUUUUUUUUUUUUUGGAUAUUUGUAUGGUAUCGUUUUUAUAAUAUAUUUGACACCCACUAUCCACAUAUGAAGGAAUUAAUUACAUCACA
Prosopis cineraria is the source of this 2717-nucleotide messenger RNA. RefSeq names its product cucumisin-like. Gene Ontology annotation, molecular function: serine-type endopeptidase activity. The record is from RefSeq and is a predicted model, not a curated record. Gene Ontology annotation, biological process: proteolysis. The transcript is spliced from 11 exons. The coding region runs from base 326 to 2530 and encodes 734 amino acids. NCBI's taxonomy places the organism in Eukaryota, Viridiplantae, Streptophyta, Magnoliopsida, Fabales, Fabaceae.